Messenger RNA from Abrus precatorius (Indian licorice), 5640 nucleotides. Its product is annotated as MDIS1-interacting receptor like kinase 2-like. NCBI's taxonomy places the organism in Eukaryota, Viridiplantae, Streptophyta, Magnoliopsida, Fabales, Fabaceae. The transcript has 4 exons. Bases 1 to 5640 code for a protein of 1879 amino acids. Gene Ontology annotation, molecular function: ATP binding; protein binding; protein kinase activity. Gene Ontology annotation, biological process: protein phosphorylation; hormone-mediated signaling pathway. The record is from RefSeq and is a predicted model, not a curated record. Gene Ontology annotation, cellular component: plasma membrane.
AUGGCAAAGCAUAGAAGCAACCACGCUGAUUUUGAAGUUCCUGCCACUCUGUUGGUUUUGUUGGUGCUUUGUCAAUGUACUUUAGGGCUGACACAAGCUCAGGCCCUUCUCAAGUGGAAACAAAGUCUCUCUGACCAACCAAUUUUGGGUUCAUGGAUCACCAAUGUCACUGCAACAACUCAAAGUCCUUGUUCAUGGCCUGGUAUUACUUGUGAUUCCCAAGGCAGUGUCAUUGUAAUAAACUUAGCAUACAAAGGACUUGAAGGUACCCUUCAAAACUUGAACUUGUCUGCUUUCCCAAACCUCAUUCGUCUUGAUCUCAAAGUAAACAAACUCACUGGCACCAUACCACAAAAUAUUGGGGUGCUCUCAAAACUCAAAAUUCUUGACCUUUCCACCAAUUAUCUCGAUGGAACUUUACCUCUUUCUAUGGCCAAUUUGACUCAGCUUUAUGAGCUUGAUGUGUCAGGAAAUGAUAUAAAAGGGAUGUUAGAUCCUCGUUUCUUUCCUGAUGGAACUGAUCACCCCAAAACUGGGCUCAUUGCUAUAAGGAAUCUCUUGUUCCAGGAUACCUCUCUUGGUGGCACAAUUCCAAAUGAAAUAGGGAACCUAAAAUAUUUAACUGUGUUAGUUCUAGAUGGAAAUAACUUUCAUGGGUCUAUUCCUCCAUCUAUAUGCAACUGCACCCACUUAAGAGUUCUCAGCAUGCUUGAGAAUUAUCUCUCGGGCAAAGUUCCCCCAAGCAUUGGAAAACUGACCAAUCUAACUGAUCUUCGCUUUUAUUCCAACAAUUUGUAUGGUAAGCUGCCACAAGAAUUUGCAAAGCUUUCAUCUUUAACUCUGUUGCAUAUUUCUUGGAACAACUUCACUGGUGAAUUGCCACAACUGUGCACCAGUGGUAAGCUUGUAAAUUUCAGUGCAUCCUACAACAAUUUCACUGGCCCAAUUCCUGUAAGCCUUAGAAACUGUGCAUCUUUAUACAGGGUUAUACUCCAUAACAAUCAGCUAUCAGGUUAUGUGGAUCAGGAAUUUGGGGUGUAUCCCAACCUCACCUACAUUGACAUCAGCCACAACAAGUUCCAAGGUAGGCUCUCUACAAAUUGGGGUGCAUGCAAAAACUUGCAAUCCCUCACAAUGGCUGGGAAUGAAAUAGGUGGCAAUAUUCCUGCUGAGAUUUUUCAACUGGAGCAGCUAGUUCGACUUGACCUAUCAUCCAACCAAUUAUCAGGAGAAAUUCCUUUGCAAGAAGGAAAAUAUCCUAUUUUCCUGUCUGAAUUAAAUUUGAGUAAUAACAAUCUCUCUGGUAUGAUACCACCAAUAAUUGGAAAACUCUCUAAUUUGCAGUUGUUGGACCUAUCUAAGAACAUACUUUGGGGACCACUUCCUCAUGAAACAGGUGAAUGCUCCAACUUGGUCAGCUUGAAUCUGAGCCAAAAUGUCUUGAAUGACUCAAUUCCCUACCAAAUAGGAAAUCUUGGAUCCUUACAAGAAUUUUUGGACUUGAGUUACAAUGCAUUUUCUGGAGAAAUUCCUGCUGAUCUUGGUAAGCUUAGAAGCUUGAUAAGCUUGAAUCUCUCUCACAACUACCUCUCAGGUUCUAUACCUUAUUCACUUGGCAACAUGUUGAGCUUGUCAUCCAUGGACCUCUCCUACAAUUAUUUGGGUGGCCGUGUUCCUGAUGGUGGCAUAUUCAACUCUUCUCAUUUGCCAGAUGUAAGCAACAACAGAGAUUUAUGUGGGAAUAUUCAAGGUUUGCCAGCUUGCAAGGUCUCACUCACUGAAACUGAUGGUGGAGGUAACACUAACAAGGUUGUGAUAAUCAUUUCUUUGGGGGGUGCCCUUUUUCCUUCAUUGGUAAUUGUUGGGGUUUUAUUCUUUAUCCAUAAGAGGAACUCAGUUGUUCCAACCCAAGAAGACUUGGCAGCCAAGAAAGGAAAUCCAUUUUCAGUUUGGUACUUUGAUGGGAAAGUUGUGUAUGAAGAGAUAAUCGAAGCUACUAACAACUUUGACGACCAAUACUGCAUUGGAGAGGGGGCACAAGGAAAGGUUUUUAAAGCAGUGAUACAAGGUCAAGUAUUUGCCAUAAAGAAGUUGAAAUGUGAUGCAGAAAGCAUAGAUAUUGAGAGUAUAAAAAUCUUCAACAGGGAGGUAGAAGCCUUGACUGAAAUACGCCACCGUAACAUUGUCAAGCUUUAUGGAUUUUGCUUUAAAGGGUUGCACUUAUUUUUGGUUAAUGAGCAUAUGGAUAGGGGGAAUCUACAUGAUAUGCUGAGAAAUGACAAUGAAGCAUUAGACCUCGAUUGGCCUAAGAGGGUUGAUAUUGUGAAAGGGGUAGCACAAGCUUUGUCCUAUAUGCAUCAUGAUUGUGUUCCACCUAUAAUUCACAGAGACAUAUCAAGCAAGAAUAUUCUAUUGUCCUCCAAUCUUGAAGCUCGUGUCGCAGAUUUUGGCACUGCAAAGUUGCUAAAUCCUGAUGAUUCGUCUAUGUGGACAAAUUUUGCUGGCACAUAUGGCUAUGCUGCUCCAGAGCUUGCUUACUCAAUGGCAGUGAGUGAGAAAUGUGAUGUGUUCAGCUUUGGUGUAUUGGCUUUAGAGGUUCUGAAGGGAAAGCACCCUGGUGAUCUUGUUUCCUUGAUACAAUCAAAUACUGGUGAUCAAAUGAUAAACUUGCCAGAGAUUUUAGACCCACGCCUCUCACCUCCUGCUCCUACAAAUAUACAGAUUUUGAAUGAAUUGGCAUUGAUUGCAAAUUUAGCUCUAUCAUGUUUACAAACCAACCCUCAGUCUCGACCAACCAUGCAAAGCAUAGCUCAGCAACUUGAUAAGAGACUCCCAACUACUUUGGUGGUUUUACUUGCUCUAUGUCAACGCACUUCAGGCCUAACACAAGCUGAGGCCCUUUUCAGGUGGAAACAAAGUCUUCCUAAACAACCCAUUUUGGAGUCAUGGGUGAUCAGCUCCUCCAAUGUAACAACUCAAAGCCCAUGUUCAUGGCGAGGUAUCACUUGUGAUUCCCAAGGCAGUGUCACUAUAAUAAACUUGGCUUACACCGGACUUGCAGGUACCCUUCAAAACUUGAACUUGUCUGUUUUCCCAAACCUUCUUCGUCUUGAUCUCAAAGUAAACAAUCUCACUGGCCUCAUACCACAAAACAUUGGCAUCCUCUCAAAGCUUCAAUUCCUUGAUCUUUCUACUAACUAUCUAAAUGGCACCCUCCCUCUUUCUAUUGCCAAUUUGACUCAAGUUUAUGAGCUUGAUAUUUCAAGAAAUGAUAUAACUGGGAUAUUGGACCCUCGCUUAUUUCCUGAUGGAUCUGAUCAGCCCAAAAGUGGCCUCAUUGGUAUCAGGAAUCUCCUCUUCCAAGACACCCUUUUAGGUGGUAGAAUUCCAAAUGAAAUAGGGAACAUAAGAAACUUGACUCUACUUGCUCUUGAUGGAAACAGCUUCUAUGGUCCUAUUCCUCCAUCUCUUGGUAAUUGCACACAUUUAAGCAUUCUUAGAAUGCCUCAAAAUCAGCUCUCAGGCCCAAUUCCCCCUAGUAUUGGUAAAUUAACCAAUCUAACCGAUGUGCGCUUUUUCACUAACAACUUAAAUGGCACUGUGCCACAAGAGUUUGGAAACUUGUCUUCCUUAACUGUGUUGCAUCUUGCUGAAAACAACUUUAUUGGUGAAUUACCACCACAAGUGUGCAAAAGUGGCACUCUUGUGAAUUUCAGUGCAGCCUACAAUAGUUUCACUGGCCCAAUUCCAAAAAGCCUUAAAAACUGCCCAGCCUUGUAUAGAGUUAGACUUGAAUACAACCAGCUGACAGGUUAUGCAGAUGAGGAUUUUGGAGUGUAUCCUAAUCUCACUUACAUGGACUUCAGCUAUAACAGGGUGCAAGGUGAGUUCUCUGCAAAUUGGGGUUCCUGUAAAAACAUGCAAUUACUUAGAAUGGCAGGGAAUGCUGUGAGUGGCAGCAUUCCAAGUGAGAUUUUUCAGUUGAACCAACUACAAGAGCUUGAUCUAUCGUCUAAUCAAAUAUCAGGAGAGCUUCCACCACAGAUAGGAAAUUCCUCCAACUUGUAUGAAUUAAAUUUGAGUGAUAACAAACUCACAGGUAUGAUACCGGCAGAAAUUGGAAAGAUUUCCAAUUUGAGGUCUUUGGACCUGUCUAUGAACUUGCUGUUGGGACCAAUCCCAAGUCAGAUAGGGGACAUCUCCAACUUGCAGAAUUUAAAUUUGAGCAACAAUCACUUGAAUGGCACAAUCCCUUAUCAAAUUGGAAACCUUGCAGCUUUACAAGACUUCUUGGACUUGAGUUACAAUUCACUUUCGGGAGAAAUUCCUGAUCUUGGGAAGCUUUCAAAUCUGAUAAGCUUGAAUAUCUCUCACAACAAUCUGUCAGGUCCAAUUCCUGACUCACUUAGUGAAAUGUUGAGCUUGUCAGCCGUAAACCUCUCCUAUAAUAAUUUGGAGGGUCCUGUUCCUACAGGCGGCAUAUUCAACUCUUCUCAUCAUCCACUGGAUUUGAGCAACAACAAAGAUUUGUGUGGGAAUAUUAGAGGUUUGAGACCCUGUAAUGUCUCUCUCACUCAACCAAAUGGUGGAUCAAGUCACAACAACAAGGUUGUGAUCCCUAUUGUUGCUUCUUUGGGAGGCGCUCUUGUUCUCUCAUUGGUUAUAGUUGGUAUUUUUUUCUUUUGCUGUAAGAGAAAGUCAAGAGCUCCAAGGCAAAAAACCUCCUUCAACAGACCAAAUCCAUUUUCAAUUUGGUACUUUAAUGGUAAAGUUGUGUAUGCAGACAUCAUUGAAGCUACUAAGAACUUUGACAACGAGUAUUGCAUUGGUGAAGGAGCACUGGGAAAAGUUUAUAAAGCGGAGAUGAAAGGAGGUCAAGUAUUUGCUGUAAAAAAGUUGAAAUGUGAUGCAGACAACUUAGAUUUUGAGAGUAUAAAAACCUUUGAGAGUGAGGUAGAAGCCAUGACAGAAACACGGCACAGAAACAUUGUGAAGCUUUAUGGAUUUUGCUCUGAAGGGGUGCACACGUUUUUGAUUUAUGAGUACAUGGAUAGGGGGAACUUAUCUGACACGCUGAGAGAUGACAAGGAAGCAUUAGAAUUAGAUUGGCAUAAAAGGUUUGACAUCAUCAAAGGUGUAGCAAGCGCUUUGUCCUACAUGCAUCAUGAUUGUGCUCCACCUUUAAUUCAUAGAGACAUAUCAAGCAAGAACAUUUUAUUGUCCACCAAUCUUAAAGCUCAUGUCUCAGAUUUUGGCACUGCCAGGUUUCUGAAGCCUGAUUCGCCUAUUUGGACAUCAUUUGCCGGCACAUAUGGCUAUGCUGCUCCAGAGCUUGCUUACACAAUGGCAGUGACAGAGAAAUGUGAUGUGUUCAGCUUUGGUGUUUUGGCAUUUGAGAUUCUUACAGGAAGGCACCCUGGUGAUAUUGUUUCCUACAUACAAACUUCAAGUGAACAAAAAAUAAACUUAAAAGAGAUUUUAGAUACUCGUCUACCACCUCCUGCGAAGAGCCAUGUUUUGAAGGAAUUGCAAUUAAUUGCAAACCUUGCUCUCUCUUGUUUGCAAACAAACCCUCUAUCUCGACCAACUAUGAGAAGCAUAGCUCAGCUUCUUGAAAUGGAGACUUCAGAUAUGAGAUAA